AUGAUCACUAUAACGCCGCCGACCCGGGGUAGAGGAGGAGAUGAAGAUGAAGAAGGAGAUCGAGAAGGAGAAGCCGUGGACAUACUCAAGGAUAACCCGCCUUUCAACCCGGACAGGAAUUUCAUCCUCGCCUUCCUUUCCAUCUGCAUUAUCACUCUCGCAGCGGCCCUCGACGCGACCUCGCUUAGUAUCGCCCUGCCGAUCAUCACCGAAGACCUCAAGGGGUCGGCUAUCGAGGCGUUCUGGACGGGAACGUCGUUCUUGCUCACGUCCGCCGUCUUCCAGCCCGUCAUAGCCGGCCUGAGCCAUGUGUUCGGCAGGAAGAAUCUCCUCAUCAUAUCGUCGCUUUUGUUUGUCGUGGGGGCUAUCAUUUGUGCUGUUGCUAGGAAUUUUACCGUAAUGCUUGCGGGGAGAUCCGUACAGGGGAUUGGCGGAGGUGGUAUACUGGCGCUGGGUGAAAUCAUCGUUACCGAUCUCGUCCCACUUGUUGCUCGAGGCACCUGGUUUGGAUAUCUUGGUUCGACCUGGGCUUUGGGCUCCGUAGCCGGGCCUUUAUUGGGAGCAGUUUUUGCUGAGAGCGUAGCAUGGCAGUGGAUUUUUUGGAUCAACCUUCCGAUUGUUGGUGUGGGAAUGAUCCUGCUCGUCCCAUUUCUGAAGCUUGAAUCCACGCCCGGCAGACUCUCUACUAAAAUCCGCACAUUUGACUGGAUUGGAUCCAUCAUAUUCGUGGCCGGCACUGUCGGGUUUUUGAUUCCCGUCACGUGGGGCGGUGUUAUGUAUCCUUGGGACCACUGGAGAACAGUAGUUCCGCUAUUACUCGGGUUCGACGGCAUCAUCGCCUUCGCCAUUUACGAAUGGUGGCUUUCGAGAAGGGCCUUCGACGCCGAGGGAAAGGCUCUACCAGGCGAUCACAUCGAACCUAUCGUUCGCUUCACCAUUUUCAACAACUACACGAUGCUGAUAACGUUUAUUUCAACUGUUCUGCACGGAGUGGUCGUAUGGUCUCUCCUAUACUUCUUACCCCUAUAUUACGAAGCUGUUAAGGAAUACUCGCCAAUUAUUUCCGGCGUUGCUAUCCUUCCCGAAACAGGAUUGGUCGCUCCGGUAUCCGUGAUCGCGGCCGUUCUUUGCACAAGAUUUGGGAAAUAUCGUUGGGCUCUCUGGUCGGGUUGGGUCUUUACGACAGCUGGCUCUGGACUCCUCUUCAUCCUUUCACCUGAUACGUCCGUUCCCGGUUGGAUUUUCCUCAACUUUCUCGUCUCUAUCGGAACUGGAAUUCUGUUCCCCGCGAUGAGUCUUGGAACUCAAGCGGCCUCUCGUCCCCAAGAUUCUGGCCAUACCGCCGGUUUCUUUUCCUUUCUUCGUGUGUUCGGUCAGGCUAUCGGUGUUGCUGUCAGUGGUGUCGCGUUCCAGAAUCAGCUCCAGAGCGAGCUGCAGAACUACGACGAGUUUGCCCCUCUUGCGGCACAAUACAGCAAGGACGCCACUGCACUAGUCGGUAUUAUCAAAGGGUUACCAGACGGAACCUCGAAAACGGACUUGAAACAAGCAUACUCGGAUAGUUUACAUGUUAUUUGGCUGUUGAUGACAGUGGUUAGUGGCGUGGCAUUGUUGACCAGCCUUACCACGAAGGAAUACAGCUUAGAGCAGGAACAUGACACCAGGCAGAAAUUUAAUGGCAGAAAGAACAAAGAGAGUACGGGCGAUUUAGCGCUACGAUAA
Molecule: messenger RNA, 1722 nt
Organism: Daldinia caldariorum
Lineage: Eukaryota; Fungi; Ascomycota; Sordariomycetes; Xylariales; Hypoxylaceae
Product: MFS general substrate transporter
Exons: 5
Coding region: 1-1722 (573 amino acids)
Biological process (GO): transmembrane transport
Molecular function (GO): transmembrane transporter activity
Source: RefSeq, a predicted model, not a curated record